AUGGAGGAAAUUGAAGAUAUUUGCAUCAGUUUGCAAGUGUUUUUGAUAGCAGUCGGACAUUCGAAUGCAGUGACUACAUCCAAGAAAACUCUGGGCGUCGAUGGUUACCAUGGUAGAAAUAAUUCCAGCGAGCUGCAAACUUACUUUGGAAAAGUAUUAGUCGAAGAGCAAGACAACGUAAAAGAAGAGUUUUACUUGAUUGAAACCCAGGAUUUAGACGAAAACUUGCCGGAUUUAGCGGAUCCAGUGACGACUACAGUUAAAUCAGAACCCAUGGAUACGACGGUGGAAAACUACCUGUGUAUAGACGAAGCAACACCGAACAUGAUUACGGAUAGCGUGCUGUCAUGUAUUGAGCAACUGGACUACGAAUGAAUAUGUUGUAUGUUCACAUACUGAAACAGGAGAUUAUUUUCAGAUUUAAAACAAGGUGGUCCAAUGAAAUGUUGCUGUAAUAUUGUUAUUUAACCUAAAUAAACACUCCAAUAACCAGUAUUGUAUUUUAAAAAAUUAGUGUUACGAACCUUGUAAAACGAAUCAAUAGAAAAGGUGCGUUGAUUGCUAAUUUUAUGUCCAAGGGUCGUGCAAAUAUUUGUUCCAUGGUAAUGGAUGCUUUGUAUAGGCGGUUACACUACGCUUAGUAGUAACACUAAGACGUUGUGUGAAGAAUUGAUUUACUGUAAAAUUGGUCUCUUACUGGGCAAUUCGAAAUGAAAAUACCGUA
Molecule: messenger RNA, 724 nt
Organism: Anopheles coustani
Lineage: Eukaryota; Metazoa; Arthropoda; Insecta; Diptera; Culicidae
Exons: 3
Coding region: 1-375 (124 amino acids)
Source: RefSeq, a predicted model, not a curated record